Messenger RNA from Bombina bombina (fire-bellied toad), 1574 nucleotides. It is a transcript of the gene NPFFR1, whose product is annotated as neuropeptide FF receptor 1. NCBI's taxonomy places the organism in Eukaryota, Metazoa, Chordata, Amphibia, Anura, Bombinatoridae. Gene Ontology annotation, molecular function: neuropeptide receptor activity; peptide binding. Gene Ontology annotation, cellular component: membrane. Gene Ontology annotation, biological process: G protein-coupled receptor signaling pathway. The transcript is spliced from 3 exons. The coding region runs from base 16 to 1194 and encodes 392 amino acids. The record is from RefSeq and is a predicted model, not a curated record.
ACUGCCAUUGCCGCCAUGUUUAUCCUGGCUUAUAUCUUCAUAUUUCUCAUGUGCAUGAUUGGCAACAUGUCGGUUUGUUUUAUUGUGCUGAGGAACAGACAGAUGCGGACUGUGACCAACAUAUUCAUUCUAAAUUUGGCAAUCAGCGACCUUCUAGUUGGGAUAUUUUGCAUGCCAACCACAUUGGUAGACAACCUCAUCACAGGUUGGCCGUUUGAUAACGUCAUGUGCAAAAUGAGUGGUCUGGUGCAAGGGAUGUCUGUAUCGGCUUCGGUUUUCACCUUAGUGGCUAUCGCCGUCGAGAGGUUCCGGUGCAUCGUUUACCCUUUCAGACAGAAGCUAACACUAAAAAAAGCUAUUGUGACCAUCAUUGUGAUCUGGGUGCUGGCUCUUAUCAUCAUGUGCCCCUCUGCAGUGACUAUGACAGUGACUAAGGAUGACUACCAUUUCAUGGUGGAUGAUUAUAACAACUAUUAUCCACUCUACUCAUGCUGGGAGGCCUGGCCUGACAAGGAAAUGCGUAAGAUCUACACCACAGUGCUUUUUUCGCACAUUUAUCUGGCCCCUCUCACCCUUAUUGUAAUCAUGUACGCUCGGAUUGCCUUCAAACUCUUUAAAUCAUCAGCCCCCAUCAGAAGAUCCAUGUCAGAGGAGAAUGAGGGUCGUCGUGUAUCAAAGAGAAAAGUCAAAGUGAUUAACAUGCUGAUUAUCGUUGCACUUUUCUUUACUCUAUCUUGGUUGCCCCUCUGGACUCUAAUGCUUCUCACAGAGUAUGGAAAACUUAGCGAUCACCAGCUUAACCUAAUAGGAGUUUACAUAUUCCCAUUUGCGCACUGGCUGGCCUUCUUUAACAGUAGCGUCAACCCAAUUAUUUAUGGGUACUUCAAUGAAAACUUCCGUAGAGGCUUUCAAGAGGCCUUCAGCAUCCAGUUCUUCUCAAUGAAAAGUGAGCACAAGGAAACAUAUUCAGAAAGAAAGAACAGUGGCUUUUUGUUUGGUGUGCGCAACAGGAUUUUUGUAGAAGUCCAGCCAAGCGAAUCAGCUCAAGCUUCAGAUUCUUGUAACAGUACUACGGGAAAAGGGGGUUUGUUCUCUUUACGGAGUGGGAGGAUCGCUCAUCAUGGGUUGGUGGUUGAGAAUUUAGACAAUAAAGGCUCCAGCAACACCGUCAGUAUUCCAGCGUGGGAGAUAUAGGACAACUGACCCACUGUUUUUUGACAUCUGAAUGUUUUUAGGGAUUAUGGAGAAUGUUCAGAACCACCAAGUUCUCUAGAUGUAGAGAAUUGAGUAUCUGGUAUGGGUUGCUCCUGCUAUUGUAUUAAUCAGAGUUAUUAUCUGCUAAUAAGUAUUGGUGAGAUUUGCACAAGCAAAUGAAUGCAAAGACAUUAUGAAUGUAAUUACAAAACUAUUAUUUAUUUCAUUUUGAUUCAGGAACAGUAAAACUACAUCGAGAAUACAAUAUUAAAGGGACAUUAAACUCAAUUUCAAUCAUGUGUACAAAAGUUUAGUAAUGGUACAUGUUAAAGUAUUUAUUUGCAUGAAAUGGGUUCCAUUAAAGAUGUUUAAAAAAGUUA